Molecule: messenger RNA, 747 nt
Organism: Sorghum bicolor (sorghum)
Lineage: Eukaryota; Viridiplantae; Streptophyta; Magnoliopsida; Poales; Poaceae
Product: probable calcium-binding protein CML17
Exons: 1
Coding region: 120-416 (98 amino acids)
Molecular function (GO): enzyme regulator activity; calcium ion binding
Source: RefSeq, a predicted model, not a curated record
UUAUCAGCUAUAUAGCCCACACGGUUGUCUCGUGGAUACUGGAUAGAUAGCUAUAUCUAUAUCAUCACCGUACCGUAUCAGCUAGGCAGACGAGGAGCAGUGAUCAGUAGUGUGUAACAAUGGCGUUCAUGCGGUACUACCGCGCGCUGCCGGAGGGGGAGACGACGGUGGAGGAGUUCAGGGCGUGGCUGAGCCAGUUCGACGCGGACGGCGACGGCCGGAUCAGCCGGGACGAGCUGGAGCAGGCGCUGCGCAGCCUCAACCUGUGGUUCGUGUGGUGGAAGGCGCGGGAGGCGGUGCGCGCGGCCGACGCCAACCGCAACGGCGCGGUGGACGGCGACGAGAUGGGCAGGCUCUACGCGUUCGCGCACAAGCACCUCCACCUCAAGAUGAGCCAGCUGGACCUGGAGGAGUAGUGCUAGCCUACUCCAUUUUAGUCACUAGUCCUUAUUAGUCCAUAGUGUUCUUCUCAAAAGGGAUUAAUUUAAUUGCGACUAAAAUUUACUCUUUAGUCCCUUCUCCCCAUGGAAAAGAACAGGGCCGAAGUUUGGUAUGCAGUCAUUCUCGAUGAGUUCGUCAGUUCAUUCUGCAGAUGCAGUAUUUCCUGAAUGAAACUUUCAUGGUCGUUGAUUUGGAUGUUUAAUAAGCUGGAGAAGUAGAGAUGGUGCUAUAAAUUAGCUUGUACAUAUAGGUAGUACUCCGUAUAUAUAUACUCCACUAUGUACAAACUGCGUUUUUUCUUUUAUA